Microstroma glucosiphilum is the source of this 1441-nucleotide messenger RNA. RefSeq names its product L30e-like protein. The transcript is spliced from 2 exons. The record is from RefSeq and is a predicted model, not a curated record. NCBI's taxonomy places the organism in Eukaryota, Fungi, Basidiomycota, Exobasidiomycetes, Microstromatales, Microstromataceae. The coding region runs from base 408 to 1241 and encodes 277 amino acids.
GGGACAGAGAGGUACGACGGACAGCAAGGAAGAUGAGAUUGAGACGCAGCUCCAGAAAUCACAGUCCUCCUUGAGUCCAUACUUGUCGAGAGAGCAGUGUCAGUCGUAAACGACCCUGGUGAUCCUUGGUGAGCUCCCUUCUGGUCACAAGGGUGAGCAGCUUCGAUGACGCCUAGGCGUGGCUAGCCUUGGCUCGCGGGGCGGCUCUGGACUUGGCCGUGGUGAUCGGAAGGGGCGAGUGCGCGCGCCGUACAGCGGCACCGUAGUCGAGAGAACCUUUCGAGGUCCGCCCACAGGAAGCGGGUGGCUCGGUCAAACGCACUGAACCCACGCUUAGCACCUUCGCACUUUUUCCCUCACGACACCACCUCACCCUCAUCGUCCCCUCAUCAAGCAACUUUACAACAAUGUCGAAGGCACCCAAGUCUGGAUCCAAGAAGGCCGCUCCCGCCCCCUACUCCAAGGGUGGCAAGGCCGCCGCCAAGGCACCCAAGGACACCCGCUUCGAGAAGCGAUCCAAGUCGUUCGGUAUCGGCCAGGACAUCCAGCCUCCCCGUGAUCUGACCCGCUUCGUCAAGUGGCCCGAAUACGUUCGUCUGCAGCGCCAGAAGGUCAUCCUCAACCAGCGCCUGAAGGUCCCACCUGCCAUUGGCCAGUUCUCCCACACCCUGGACAAGAACACCGCCACCAACCUCUUCAAGCUGCUCAACGCUCACCGCCCCGAGUCGAAGCAGGAGAAGAAGGCACGUCUCGAUGCCGUCGCCAAGGACGUUGCCGCUGGCAGCAAGACUGACACCAAGACUGGCCCCAAGCCCAUCACUGCCAAGUACGGUCUGAACCACGUCGUUGCCCUGAUUGAGAACAAGAAGGCCCAGCUCGUUGCCAUCGCUGACGAUGUUGAGCCCAUUGAGCUCGUCAUCUUCCUGCCCGCUCUCUGCCGCAAGUUCGGUGUGCCUUACGUCAUCGUCAAGGGUGGUAAGGCUCGUCUCGGCACAGUCGUCCACAAGAAGACUGCCGCCGUCGUUGCCAUCACCGAUGUCAAGAGCGAGUCUCAGCGUGACCUCGCUGCUCUCGUCUCUGCCGCCAAGGCCAACUACCUCGAGAAGGCCGCCCAGCACUCGCGACAGUGGACUGGUGGUCACCGUGGACAGAAGUCGGCCGCCAAGAUGGCAAAGAGGGCCAAGGUUGCCGGUGCCGCCGCUGCCGCCGUGCCAUCGGGUGCUCCCAUCAACACCGAGUAAGCGGGAAACCUCCUCCCUCACCUCACUCAGUCUCGAUUCUUGCACCUUCUCUUGUGACCCACACUUUGUACAACCUCUCAUCUUGACUUUUCGACGGCUACCAAUGUCAUCAUCAUUUCCAGCGUCUUUUCGUAUGAUCCGAUGUGCUUGCUUGCUCGAUCAAAGAAGCAUCCCUGUGCCAUGCGCCCUUACGCUGGGAA